AUGGUUACUUUUGCACCCGAUGAAAUUGGGUUAGUAGAUCAAACGUCUUGUGCAGCAGUACGGGCAGAUCUUAAGUCAUGUUUGCUAAAUAGUGACUGCUGUAGAAAGGAUAAAAAGACACCACGAGAGUGUUUAAAAGAGGGUAAAGUGCCUGCAGAAUGCAUACAGCUGCGACAAAGUUUCUUUGAAUGUAAGCGGUCCUUGCUCGAUACUAGAAGAAGAUUCCGAGGCCUUAAGGGUUAUUAA
Molecule: messenger RNA, 246 nt
Organism: Leptosia nina
Lineage: Eukaryota; Metazoa; Arthropoda; Insecta; Lepidoptera; Pieridae
Source: the annotation of a GenBank genome assembly